GUCUAAGUUCGGAUUCGUAGUAUUCUAUUAAAAUAGAGUUUCUUUUAUCUUUGUAUAAAGAAACUCGCAGUCCAUUAGAGCCGACCCUAAAUGGGUGGGUCGGGUAGACCAGGUCUACGUGUAUAGGGAGCCGUUUCCCAUCUAACGGCAAGUGCGAGCGUUUCUUUCUUCCUUUCCCUCUUCAAUCCCCAACGGUCACAAAAUCUCUCUCUCCCAAAUACAAAUAUUUUCCUCCUUCAGCCUUUCUCUUCACUUCUUCAACUCAACCAAAAAAAAAGAAUCACAUUCUUGAAAAAUCCCAAAAAAAAAAGAAAAACAACCAUGAACAACAACAACGCUCUUCAUUACUUCUCAGAACAAAACAACAACACACAAGUUCACGUGUGGAACAACGCAGCAUUCGACGGUGAGGAUUUCGCGAUGAAGACGUGUUCUCUUUCUUCAUCAUCCGAUUCCAUCAAAGAGAAUUUAAGCCCAACCGCACUCAACAUUAUUCCCUCUUCAAAAAAAACCCUAAUUCCACUUAAGAACCAAAAAAACAUCGACGAAGAAAUCGCUGAAAUCGAAUUCGAAAUUGAGCGUUUAACUUCAAAGCUGAAAUCACUUCGUCUCGAAAAAAACGAACGGAAAAUCGCUUCUGAAAAGCGCGUCAGCUUCGGCGGUGGAAGGAUCAUAGCCGCUAAGUUCAUGGAACCGAAGAAACACGCCGUCGUUUUAAAUACAGUAAACGAAGACACUCCGAAACGAAACGGCGUCGUUUUCAACACACCGAAAAAAAACGGCGUCGUUUUAAAAGAUGAAACUCCGAAGAGUAAAAUUAACUGGAGGCGAGGGAUGAGUUUAGGACCGGUGGAGAUCGCCGGUAAAAUAAUACCGCCGGCGAUUACACCGGCGACAUUGAAUCGGCGGAAAUCGUGUUUCGGAAAACCGCAAGAAAAUUGUAGUUUAGAUCCGGUGAAGGUCGUCGGUAAAAUAAUACCGCCGUCGAUAACUCCGGCAACGGUUAAUCGUCGGAAAUCGUGUUUCGUGAAGCCGCAAGAAAGUUUUGAAGAACAGAGAAGAAAAACGAUUUGUAAAGCGAAUUCAGUUGCUGCAAUUGGAUCAAUUAAGAGUUUGAAGAAGAAAGAGGAAGAGAUUGUUGAAAUUCAACCUAAGAAAUUGUUUGAAGGUGAGAAAUCGGUGAAAAAGGCGACGAAACAAGGUAGGGUUGUUGCGAGCCGUUAUAAUUCCGGUGGUGGUGUUGAUUUUAGGAAGAGAUCGUUUUGUGAGAAUAAUAAUAAUAAGGGUUUAGGGAGUGAAAUUAGGGUUAAGAAAAGAUGGGAGAUUCCAAUUGAGGAAGUUGAUGUGAGUGGUUUUGUUUUGUUGCCUAAGAUUUCGACUUUGAGGUAUGUUGAUGAUGAGUGUGCAAGAGAUUCUGGUGCUGCUAAAAGAGUUGCUGAAUUGAAUGGAAAAAAGUCUUAUUUUUGUGAUGAAGAUAAUGUGAUUUUGGAGGAACAAGAAGGUUCUGUUUGUCAGGUUUUGAAUUUUGCUGAUGAUGAUGAAGAACAAGGGUAAUCUUGGAAUUUAUGGUUUUUUAAUAGGGUUGUUUGGAAGUGGCUAAGUUCUGCUUGAUUCUUUUGUUUUUUUAGGUGAAAUUAAGUGUAUGUUUGGAUUGAAUGCGAUUUUGACGGAAUCACGAUGUGUCAAUGUUAUUAUUGACAAUAAGCUUCAACAUAAUAACCGUGAUUUUGAAAAAUUAGUUAUUAGUCCAAACAUGCACUAAAAAAAUUUAUGAUUGUAUCGAUUCGAUUGUUUUUAAAUGUUUUGAAAUAAUGCUAGGAUAAACAAACAUUUUUUCUUGGUUUGUAAUUGUAUAUUGUUUUUGUUUGUUCUAUAAUAAUAUGCAUUGAGAGAGUUUCUCAUUCUAGUACUCA
Messenger RNA from Cicer arietinum (chickpea), 1913 nucleotides. RefSeq lists its product as uncharacterized. The record is from RefSeq and is a predicted model, not a curated record. Lineage: Eukaryota; Viridiplantae; Streptophyta; Magnoliopsida; Fabales; Fabaceae.